UUUAUAAAAAUAUUCAAACGUAAUGGUCGUUAAACUCCUAGUUAAAAUUUUAAUGGGCUUUUGUUGCCUCUUCGGAGCGGCUCAUCCGGUGAUUUAUGGCGAUAACUUUGGGGAACUACUCGAAGCUGUGAUUACUCAUUUGCAGAGUGGUGAUUCGGAUAACUUGGACAACUGGACCAAGGACAUGACCCUGGCAUUGAAAAGUGAACAGCAGCAACGUCUGGCGUGGAAUAUUCCGUGGGAGGACAUACUGGAUAAAGGACUCUCUCCCUUGGACUUGCAACAUCUACUUAAUCCCAACAACCGCCUCAAGUUGCACCUUUGGAUGAGCUUCUACUGGCAUUUGAAACGCUCCAGGAGCUUAGAUGCCAUUCUGACCACAAACUUUGCCCUGAAACUGAGAGACUUUCGGAGGAGCAACGAGGACAUGUGGAGCCCUGACUUGCAGAACAUGUGGCAGAGUUUGCCGAAAUCACUGAAAAUUAUACUCCAAAGUGAUUGGUUGUGUUUGCAACACAAAAGGCAGAUGUUGUAUGUGGUCUCGGGCUAUAAACUGGAAUUGGGCGCCAACAGCAACUGCAGCAUGUGGCAGAUACAAAGCGAAAACAAGGAUCACUGGAUGCGUUUAAUUAAUUUUUGUGAUGACAGCAGUUGGUUUUUCAUCAACUUGUGGCAAUCAAAUGCGGAAGUGGACUUUUUGAAAAGCAAUCCCAGCUUGAAGGCUUUGAAUUUUUGUGUUUUUAAGGACAUGGGAUACUUUAGAGAUGCCUCCAAAUACGAUAUUGAUUGUCAGUGGCAAGUUAGUGAUUGCAGCAAUCUACCUAAGAUAUUAAAUAAAAAUAAAUAA
This is a messenger RNA of Drosophila bipectinata, 847 nucleotides long. RefSeq lists its product as uncharacterized. The record is from RefSeq and is a predicted model, not a curated record. Lineage: Eukaryota; Metazoa; Arthropoda; Insecta; Diptera; Drosophilidae.